GAGGCCGCAGCGGCCAUGGCCGUAGAUUUCAGGGACCCCCGGAGCGGGUUCCGCCACAACGAGGUGGUGGUGUUCAUCAACGAGGAGGUGCUCAGCAACGGCGGCGGUCCCGACUUCUACCUGACCUUCUGCUCGAGGCCCUGGAACGAGGUAGAGGACGAGCUACUGUCCAUCGUGGCGGACCCUCAGGUGCCGCGCGCCGUCAAGCGGGCUUACUCGUGGAGCGCGCUGGCCUUGAGUGUGCGCGCGGCCGCGAGGCAGCAGGAGCAGCAGGCGCACCGCGUCCGGCGGCUGCAGGAGCAGCUGGAGGAGCGCGAGACCACCACUUGGGCUCUGGCCAACCAGCUGCAGCGGCUACGCCAGGAGCGCGAGCAGGUGGUGUCGCAGUUGCGCCACGUGCAGCACGACCUGCAGCAUGUGCUGAAUGAGCGCGAGGCGCUGCGUGGCCAGCUGCUCCAGGCCCAGAGGCAGCCCCAGCAGGUCGGGUCUCGAGUGCAGCGGCUGGCGACAGAGGUGUGGCCCCUGAAUGCAGAGGAGCGGAACGAGGUGCUGGCCGCCACCCGGUCGCAGCGUGAGCGGGAUGCGGAGACCCAGAGAGUGGAGGCCCACAUGGCCUCCGCGACAACAGGUGUGCUUUAUGCGCCAGGAUCGCCGCCGCCGCCGCCGCCGCUGCCGAGUCCCUGGGCCCGGGUUGUUCAACCCUCUCUGCCAAUGCCGUUCCCCAUGCCAUUCCAGGUGGCGGUCCCCUACCCACCACCUCCCCAACGCAGAGUAGUCGCAGAAGCAGCAGCAGGAGCAGCGUUCACACCCCAGAUGCCUGCUGCAGCCAUCUACCCACCUGGCACGUGGCCUCCGUUCAGGCCUCUGGAGGAGAUAGCCAUGUGGUGGGACCAGAGACGCCAAAGCCAAGAAGAAGGUCCUGCCAGGCUCCACUUUGGCUUAAACCCCGCAGGGCGCAGCUGGAGCCAGGGAGACCUGAUGAAGCAACAGCCACAGGGACAGAAGCCCAAGCAACCAAAUGCUCCAGGAACUUUGUGUGAAGCCGAAGAAACUCCAGCUCCCAGUGUGCGAAUGAAUCCUCCCAAAAUACCCUCUGGCUCUCAGCGGGCUUCACCUCAGUGAGACCUCAACUGGCUGGAGCUAGUAGAAGUGUG
Lontra canadensis (Northern American river otter) is the source of this 1154-nucleotide messenger RNA. Its product is annotated as testis-expressed protein 13D-like. Lineage: Eukaryota; Metazoa; Chordata; Mammalia; Carnivora; Mustelidae. The record is from RefSeq and is a predicted model, not a curated record. The coding region runs from base 16 to 1122 and encodes 368 amino acids. The transcript has 2 exons.